AUGCCAGAAACUCCGGAUCCAACCCAGGACAACCCCCGGGUUUUCCAUCAGCUCUCGGUAUGGGAUAUCGUGCGCCAAGCCACAUCUCGUGGGAUAGGCGCCCGCACCUCAACCUACUGGCCCGGCGAUCCCGAAUUUACCAAUACCGGUGAUUACACCAAUAUCGGGGAGCCGUUGGCUAUCCCGGAGGCCCAUGCUGGGGAAACGGAUCGACCUCCCGCGGAGUGGGCACACUUUAUCUGGCUGGCCCCUUUUAGUGUCGCUCGUCAGGCGCAACGCCUCAAGGGUAAACUCCACGAGCUACUGAAAAACGAACCGGUGCGGGAGCUUGCGUGCCGGAAACGCUACUUCGGGAGUGGCAGACGCCAGGAUGAAAUCAUUGGCAACAGCCUCUCUAACGUAGAAUCCGCAGCUGUAUUCUGCCAGGGAGUGGUCCAGCCUGAUGACAAGCAGUGCGAAAGCUGUCUAGGGGCUUUAGGCCCUUGGGCAAACUUGUGGCGGGAUGUGCAGACAGGGUCGACCCCAGAGCGUCAAAAUCAGGGCCACCAACGCAACAAGCCCUCAAUCAGCAAGAAGAUGGCUAAUGAUGCAUGGGCUGAAGCUAAACGCACUGUGAAUCGGGCGAAAGGUCUCAGUGCCAAAAUUGCGCAGGCUCUUGCAAAUGAGCAAUUUGACGUGGCCAGGGCGCUGUUCGGGGAGCAAGAGCAGUGGUUCGAGGACUUCAAGCACCCAGAGGGCAUCUUAGACCUCGUGCACCCCGCUCAACCCAACUCGCCGCAGCGACCAAAUUAG
This is a messenger RNA of Penicillium brasilianum, 792 nucleotides long. NCBI's taxonomy places the organism in Eukaryota, Fungi, Ascomycota, Eurotiomycetes, Eurotiales, Aspergillaceae. The record is from the annotation of a GenBank genome assembly.